Messenger RNA from Lathyrus sativus (Indian pea), 1068 nucleotides. NCBI's taxonomy places the organism in Eukaryota, Viridiplantae, Streptophyta, Magnoliopsida, Fabales, Fabaceae. The record is from the annotation of a GenBank genome assembly.
AUGGUGAAAAUGAAUGCCAAAGAAACACUUGUUGUACUCUUUGCAUCUUUCUUGUUCCUAUCUUGUGGCUAUGCACAAGAUACUAUUGUACCAGCUAUCAUCACAUUUGGUGAUUCUGCUGUGGAUGUAGGGAACAAUGAUUAUCUUCCUACUAUUUUUAAGGCUAACUACCCUCCUUAUGGGAGAGAUUUUGUUAAUAAACAGGCUACUGGAAGGUUUUGUAAUGGAAAAUUAGCUACUGAUAUUACAGCUGAAACACUUGGUUUUAAGAAUUUUGCACCGGCCUAUCUCAGUCCACAGGCAACAGGGAAGAACCUCCUUACCGGAGUAAACUUUGCUUCAGCUGCAUCUGGUUAUGAUGAAAAGGCUGCUAUCUUGAAUCAUGCACUUCCAUUGUCCCAACAGUUAAGUUAUUUCAAGGAAUAUCAAGGCAAGUUAGCUCAGGUUGCUGGCAGUAAAAAAGCUGCAUCAAUCAUCAAGGGUUCGUUGUACUUAUUGAGCGCUGGAAGCAGUGACUUUGUACAAAACUAUUAUGUUAAUCCUUGGAUCAACAAAGUAGUCACUGUUGAUCAGUAUUCUUCUUACCUACUAGACUCAUUCAACACCUUCAUUAAGGGUUUGUAUGGACUAGGAGCAAGGAAAAUUGGAGUGACUUCACUUCCACCAUUGGGGUGUCUACCAGCUGCAAGGACUUUAUUUGGUCACCAUGAGAAUGGUUGUGUCUCAAGAAUCAACACUGAUGCACAAGGAUUUAACAAGAAACUUAACUCAGCUGCAUCAAAUCUUCAAAAGCAACAUCCUGGUCUUAAGGUUGUGAUUUUUGAUAUUUACAAGCCUCUCUACGACCUUGUUCAAAACCCCUCAAAUUUCGGUUUCGCUGAGGCGGGGAGAGGAUGCUGUGGUACAGGAACGAUCGAAUUAACAUCACUAUUGUGCAAUACAAAGUCACCAGGAACUUGUUCUAAUGCAACUCAGUAUGUGUUUUGGGACAGUGUUCAUCCUUCAGAAGCUGCUAAUCAAGUUCUGGCUGAUUCUUUACUCGUACAAGGCAUAUCUCUCAUCACAUAA